Messenger RNA from Salarias fasciatus (jewelled blenny), 2508 nucleotides. RefSeq names its product disintegrin and metalloproteinase domain-containing protein 11-like. Lineage: Eukaryota; Metazoa; Chordata; Actinopteri; Blenniiformes; Blenniidae. Bases 60 to 2408 code for a protein of 782 amino acids. Gene Ontology annotation, molecular function: metalloendopeptidase activity. The record is from RefSeq and is a predicted model, not a curated record. The transcript has 26 exons. Gene Ontology annotation, biological process: proteolysis.
UCGUGACAUCUUCGUUUUGCGGCUCUCGAUGCGGUAAUCCCGGGGAAUAUGUGAGGAUCAUGCUGGCGGUGUGGUGCUUCAUGGUCUUUGCUGCAGUGGGCGAGAGGCUCGCGGUCUCAGGUGUGGACAGGACCCCGGUGCAGGAUGGGGGCAUGUGGGACUGGUUCCUCCCGCCGGCGGGACAGUGGGACAGCGGAGACGUCGCCACCGAGGUCACGUAUCCAAAGAGACUGGUGCAGCAAACCAGGUCGGAGGAGGAAAUGGCUCACGACUACCUGGAUACCAGGGUGAAGAACGGCGCCGGGGACGCCUUGCCUGUCCACCUGGCGCAGAGCUGCUUCCAGGUAGAAGCCUUUGGACGCACCUUCACUCUGGACCUGGAGCUCAACCACCACCUCCUGUCUUCAGACUACGUGGAACGGCACUUUAACCAGGACGGCACGCCCCUGCAGUCCGUGGGAGGAGAGCACUGCUACUACCAGGGGAGGCUCAGAGGUUUACCAGACACCUGGGCAGCCGUGUCCACCUGCCACGGCCUGUGCGGCAUGUUCUCCGACGGCUUCUUCUCCUACGGGAUCGAGCCCCUUCACAACGGGACCAAUCAGGAUGACGGCGUUCACUUAAUCCGCAGAAUGCCUGAUAUCAGACUGUCUCCACACUGCCAAGACUGUCCAGAGGACCACGGCUGGGACAGCAGAGGAGGCGACGGUCUGGACGACAGGCCGGACCAAGCGGCGGAGCAGCAGGAGUCGAAGGGGCUUCGGCGAACCAAGCGAUUCGUCCGGAAGCCGUCUGUCCAGACCGAGACCAAAUACAUCGAGCUGAUGGUGGUCAACGACAACAACAUGUUUGUACAGCUGCGAAACUCCAUGAGCCAAACCAAGAACUUUGCCAAAGCUGUGGUCAACACGGCAGACACGAUCUAUCAGGAACAGCUGAACACCAGGAUUGUGCUGGUUGCCAUGGAGACGUGGUCGUCUAAAAACAUGAUGCCGGUGGUGGAGGACCCGCUGGUCACGCUGCAGAACUUCAUGAAGUACCGGAAAGACAACAUCAGAGAGCAGAGCGACGUCGUGCAUCUCUUCUCAGGUCGAACAUUUCACAGCAGCCGCAGCGGGACGGCGUACACAGGAGGAGUGUGCUCGCUCACUAGAGGAGGAGGAAUCAACGAGUACGGUAAUGUCGGCUCCAUGGCGAUCACCUUGUGCCAGAGUCUGGGCCAGAACAUCGGAAUGAAGUGGAACAACGUUCGUAACUCUGCAGGAGACUGCAGGUGUCCGGACGGCUGGGUGGGCUGCAUCAUGGAAGACACCGGAUUCUAUCAGCCCAGAAAGUUCUCUCGCUGCAGCGUUGACGAGUACAUCCAGUUCCUGCUCCAGGGGGGAGGGAGCUGUCUCUUCAACAAGCCCAAUAAGCUGCUGGACUCUCCAGAGUGUGGGAAUGGCUUCGUGGAGCCCGGGGAGGAGUGUGACUGUGGCUCCCUGGUGGAGUGUGCCCGGAGCGGAGGGGCCUGCUGUAAGAAGUGCACCCUUACCCAUGAUGCCAUGUGCAGUAACGGGCUCUGCUGCAGGAGCUGCAAGUACGAGCUGAGGGGCGUGGUCUGUCGAGAGGCGGUGAACGACUGCGACAUUCCUGAAACCUGCACCGGAGACUCCAGCCAGUGUCCGCACAACGUCCACAAACUGGAUGGCUACACGUGUGACAGCAGUCAGGGCCGGUGUUACGGCGGGCGAUGCCGGACGCGUGACGGCCAGUGCCGCGGACUCUGGGGCUACAACUCAGCAGACAGGUUUUGCUACGAGAAGCUGAACGCCGAGGGGACGGAGAAGGGGAACUGCGGCCCCGGUCCUGAAGGCCAGGGGUGGCUGCAGUGCAACAAGCCAGAUGUUUUGUGCGGCUUCCUGUUUUGUGCCAACGCAACGACGAAGCCGAAGUUUGGAGACCUGCAGGGCGAAGUGACCAGUUUCACCCUCUACCACCAGAACAAGUACCUGGACUGCAGGGGGGGCCACGCUCUGCUGGAGGACGGCUCGGACCUGGGCUACGUGGAGGACGGCACCCCCUGCGGCCCCAACAUGAUGUGUCUGGAGAGACGCUGCCUCCCUGUGGCCGCCUUCAACCUCAGCUCCUGUCCCGGGUCCAACUCCGGACGCAUCUGCUCCGACCACGGGACGUGCAGCAACGAGGUGAAGUGCAUCUGCGACAGGGACUACACGGGGAAGGACUGCAGCGUGUUCGACCCCAUCCCGGAGCCCACGGUCCCCACGGGGCCGGAGAAGAAAGGUCCCAGUGGCACCAAUAUCAUAAUAGGGUCCAUCGCAGGUGCUAUUCUCCUGGCAGCUAUAGUCCUAGGGGGAACAGGAUGGGGAUUUAAGAACAUUCGAAGAGGAAGAUCUGGUGGAGGAUAGGCUCUCUGUGUGUCUGUCUUGUCUCUGUGCUCCGUCCACCUGCGUCUUCCUCCUCGCACUGUGUCGUUUCCACAUCGAAGAAGAGGGGAACAUUAAGAAA